This is a messenger RNA of Vollenhovia emeryi, 1734 nucleotides long. It is a transcript of the gene Jwa, whose product is annotated as PRA1 family protein 3. The record is from RefSeq and is a predicted model, not a curated record. NCBI's taxonomy places the organism in Eukaryota, Metazoa, Arthropoda, Insecta, Hymenoptera, Formicidae. The coding region runs from base 394 to 1029 and encodes 211 amino acids. Gene Ontology annotation, cellular component: membrane. The transcript is spliced from 5 exons.
CAUUCUCUAUCGAACAUCUGACAUCGCCGACACAUCCACCUGUCGGGCGCGCCUCGAGAAGCGUAGUCGUAAGCGGAUGCAUUUCGACGACGAUCGGCGGCGACCUGCCACUUCUGCCAGCCAGCAUUCGGUUGUGCGCGAGGCAAGCGUGCGGCGGCUCGUUUACUUGAGGCUGACUCGCGGCCGCUCCGACAAUAAACGCGAGGCCAAGGCGCGCGAUCGCUCCAAUUAGUCCGUUCCCCAGACCGACGACAAUCCGCACCGUCGGCGUCGCAUGACAUUCGUCGCCGGACUCGUCAUCGUCCAAAAAUACCGGUCGACGGCGGAACGAUCGAGAGGGAAGACCGGCCGAUCGGAUCGCGCGACAGUCGUCGGGGACGUUUCGGCGCCGCGAUGGACAAGACGAAGCUGGUGAGCAACGACCUGGAGCUGCCGCCGCUGCGCAGCCUGGACGACUUCCUGCUGGAGUCGGCGCGCUUCCAGCUGCCGAAUCUCAAGGACCUGGAGAAGUGGGGCAACCGGGUGGUCAACAAUCUCCUCUACUACCAGACUAAUUACUUGUUUACGUCCGUCGUCAUCUUUCUCAUCGUCGGACUGAUCCACCCUGUGAAAAUGCUGGUCGGCAUGCUGGCGAUGAUGGCGAUUCUGGGUACAUUCGCGUACGUAUCCAUGGAAGGCAGCACGAUACAUAACUUCAAAAGGCAAUAUCCCGUGGUUGGGGUGCUGUUCAUAAUAUUCGCCGGUUGUUUCAUAACGUAUACCCUGGGAUCUCUGCUGGUUUUCAUGCUGGGCAUUCUGUUGCCCUUCUGUGUGACGUUCGUACACGCCUCGCUGAGAUUAAGGAAUAUCAAAAACAGAAUCGCCAAUAAAAUCGAGGGCAUUGGGUUGAAACGCACGCCGAUGGGUGUGUUUCUGAAACAUCUCGAUUCGUUAAUGUUGAAUCUUGCCACUAACUCGGAAGAUAUUUACGAAGAUGUGACUGGUAUGACUUUGCGUGCACAGACAUCACUUAUGCAACCGCCUCACUAAUAUCCCGCUUUGUGCAUCAAGUUGUAUAUCAAAUUGACAAAAAUUUAUGUCAAUAACCAUUAAUAUUUGCCGCUGUUCUAAUUGGACUACAGUGUUCGGUACGGUAUUGGGCAUAUUGAAAUAAAUCGUGUAGCAUUUUUAAAACAGAAAUUUGGCAGAUACCUGUGACUGAAAGUACGAACGACUCGUGCGAAAUAAGUUUUAAUCAUAGAAUUAUACAUUGUUCACUAAAACCAACGAAUUGCAAUACCAAAUAUUUUUUUACAAUACCAAAUAUUGAAUUUAUAUUAAAAGCUUCAUCUUCUCUUGUGAUUCUUAGGACCGUUUUAUCGAGGAUAUAUAUUUUUUAAUGCCGUAUACACUUUGAAUAAUGUAACAUAUACUGAAUAUAUAUUAUGUAUAUCAAUAUUUAAACAUUAAAAUGACUGAAGCUUUAUAUCAAUACAUUUGUGAAGCGGACUACAUUUUGAAUUAAUUUGUAUAUAUAUAUAUAUAUAUAUAUAUCUGUAUAUAUUAUAUAAAUAACAUAUGUAAAACACGUAUACACACGUUGCAAAUUGUUUUCACGAAACUUGGUUUCUAUAUUAUACCAUUUUUUAUUUUAAUUUUUUAUAUUUUAAUGUAUGAAUCUUUGUAUCACCCUGUACGGCAAAACAUGUUUAUAUUUUUAGUAUCUCUAUAUAUGUAUAAUGCAUGUUUCGUUAU